Solanum tuberosum (potato) is the source of this 615-nucleotide messenger RNA. Its product is annotated as chitinase-3-like protein 1. The transcript has a single exon. Gene Ontology annotation, molecular function: chitin binding; chitinase activity. Gene Ontology annotation, biological process: chitin catabolic process; carbohydrate metabolic process. The annotation marks the transcript as partial. NCBI's taxonomy places the organism in Eukaryota, Viridiplantae, Streptophyta, Magnoliopsida, Solanales, Solanaceae. The record is from RefSeq and is a predicted model, not a curated record. Gene Ontology annotation, cellular component: extracellular region.
UUUGCACAUAUCAACACUUCGAAUUUCGAGGUUUUCAUAAAUAACUCUGAUGAACCAUAUAUCUCAACCUUUACCAAAACUGUGAAACAAAAUAAUCCAUCAGUUAUAACACUUCUAUCCAUAUGGGGAGGAAGUGAUGAAUCCCCUGACUUCUUCGCGAUGACCAGUGAAUUUUCGCGUAGAAAAUCAUUCAUCACAAGUUCAAUAAAAACUGCUCGACUAUAUGGAUUUCAAGGGCUUGAUCUUAAUGGUGUCUACCCAAAUACAGCUGCAAACAUGACUAAUAUGAGAACAUUCAUUGAAGAGUGGCGAACAACGAUUAAUUCUGAGUCCAACAAUUCAUUGAUCUUAACUAUGGGAGCAUACUAUUCACCAAUGCUAGAUCAAUCGAUGAAAUAUCCAGUAGAAACAAUUGUUAGAAACUUCGAUUGGGUUCAUCUCAGAUCAUAUGACUAUUAUUUGCCUUCAAAAAACAACGUUACACGAGCACAUUCAGCUUUAUAUGAUCCAUCAAGCACGCGAAAUACAGAUUAUGGUAUAAAGGAAUGGAUCAAGAAUGGCUUACCAGCCAAUAAAAUUGUUAUAGGCUUAGCAUACCAUGGUUAUGCGUGGACA